Messenger RNA from Jaculus jaculus (lesser Egyptian jerboa), 1402 nucleotides. RefSeq names its product peptidoglycan recognition protein 3 (gene Pglyrp3). The record is from RefSeq and is a predicted model, not a curated record. The coding region runs from base 178 to 1305 and encodes 375 amino acids. Gene Ontology annotation, biological process: peptidoglycan catabolic process. Gene Ontology annotation, molecular function: zinc ion binding; N-acetylmuramoyl-L-alanine amidase activity. The transcript is spliced from 9 exons. NCBI's taxonomy places the organism in Eukaryota, Metazoa, Chordata, Mammalia, Rodentia, Dipodidae.
AGUGCCCCACUCCCAGGGAGGAGGGAGUGCCCUCUAGAACCAAGAGAACCAAGAAAGGAGGAGACCCUGGCAGGAGGCAGGGCGGGGCCUGCAUGCCAACACUGCAACAGGGAGCUGCCAGUCAAUGAGGGGACUGCUGAUAACACUCUCCCUCCAGUGCCCCGAGACCGCGUGAGGAUGUGGCCCUGGCUUUUUGUCUUCUCAGCUGUGAGUCUCCUUGCACGGGGCCACAUUCCACCGCUGUCUUUGAAGGAGACAGAAGCCAGAGGCAUCUCAGAGAAGCAUAGGAACCUGUUUGCAAGCACCUCACAGAUCAUUCCCAAGAGUCUCCGUGGCACUCCCGCCGUCGUUUCCCGCAAGGAGUGGGGGGCGAGCCCACUUACCUGCAGAGCCCCGCUGAGCACCCCUGUGGCCUACCUCAUCACCGAGCAGCUGGCCAGGAUGGAGUGCCCGGCACAAGUCACCUGCCCUCAGGUGCUGCGUGCUCUGCAGUCCCAUUCUGUCCACAGCAAUGGCUGGUGCAAUGUGGCCUUCAACUUCCUGAUUGGGGAUGAUGGCAGGGUGUAUGAAGGUGUCGGUUGGCAAGUCCAAGGCUUGCACACGCAAGGUUACAACAAUGUUUCCCUGGGCAUUGCCUUCUUCGGCAGUACGAGAGGCAGCAAUCCCAGCCCCGCUGCCCUGUCAGCCGCUGAGAGCCUGAUCGUGUAUGCCAUCCAGAAGGGCUACCUGUCACCUAGGUACAUUCAGCCACUUCUCUUGAAAGAAGAGACCUGCUUGGUGUCUUCAGAUUCACAGAUGCCCAGGAAAGUGUGUCCCAGCAUUGCCCCGCGGUCUGCAUGGGAAGCUAGAGAGACACACUGUCCUCAAAUGAACCUUCCAGCCAAAUUUGUCAUCAUCAUCCACACUGCUGGGACAAGCUGCAAUGUGUCCGCGGACUGCCUGACUCGGGUCAGAGACACGCAGUCUUAUCACAUGGACAAGAAGGACUUUUGUGACAUUGGAUAUCACUUCCUGGUGGGCCAGGAUGGUGGAGUGUAUGAAGGGGUUGGCUGGAAUAUCCAAGGCUCUCACACCUACGGAUACAACGAUAUUGCCCUAGGAGUUGCCUUCAUGGGCAACUUUGUAGAGAAACCUCCGAGUGCAGCUUCGCUGGAGGCGGCCCAGGAUCUGAUCCAGUGUGCUGUGGCCAAGGGGUACCUGACCCCCAACUACCUGCUGAUGGGCCACAGUGAUGUGGCCAACACCCUGUCCCCUGGGCAGGCAUUGUACAACAUCAUCAAGACGUGGCCUCACUUCAGGAGCUGAGGGAGUCCCCAGCUCCUUCUGAGCCCGGGCGCUUCCUCCUGCCGGCUCUCUGUCCUCACCUCCUGUCCUGACUCAGCGUCUCUCUUCUCACCCCUCC